AUUAUAAAUCAAAUAUUGAAAUCUUUUAAUGUAUAUGAUGAUGAAAAUGACUAAAUUAUCAUGAACAAUGAUUGGAAAUAAAAAAUAUAUUGAUAAUAAAUAAACAAUUCACAACUAAGACGCAUGCGCUUGUCGUAAGUUUACUUACAUGUUGUUACCAAGGCAACUAAUUUGUUUUUCAACUAUCGUGCUCACUUUUAACAAAGUAUUAUUUUGCUAAACAAAAACAAGAAAAUGCAGCAAGACGAUGGUCAGGAAAAAACGCAGCAGCUGCAAAACUUUCAAUCGGAUGACUUGCUGGAAAAACUGAAAUUACUCAACUACGAGAAGCAUUUGCUCAAGGAAUUCAAACUAAAGCCAUUGUCACGUUUCUAUUUCGUGAAGGCCACCAAUCCCGGCGAGCAGUUCUAUAUGUUCACUUUAAUAUGCUGGUGGCUUUGCAAGAAGCUUGGAAAGGAUAUGGAGCGGCCACAGGAGUACGAUGAUCCCAACACAGUGGCCGCCAAAAUCAUUCAAAUGCUUGGGGAGAUUGAUGUCCCAGUGGACUUUCAGCCCAAUAAACUGAUUCGUGGAGCUGGACCCAUUUGCCUGAUGGUCCUGGAUGUCCUUUCCACGCAGGCCUGCAAAGUGGCCAAGGUGGGCUACCAAAAGCUGCACAUUGCCCAGGAGGAGGAGUUCCUGGGGGACUAUCUCGAGGACAACGCUGAGAUCAUCUUGGAAAAACUGGAGGACGAGCAGAAUGCGGCCGCUUUGAGUGAUGACAGCGAUAUGGAGUUGGAGGCGCACAACUUCAGGCAACUCAAUUGGUUGAAUCGCCCGCAGAGGAAGUCCAUUGGCGAUGUGAAUCUCGAUGAGCGGAACCAGGAACUGGAUGCCCGGAUGAGCGAUCAUCAGGAGUGGCGUUUGGAAUUGGAGCGAGUCCUGCCCCAUCUGAAAGUUUUCGUCAAGGCAGAUGCCCGCGAUUGGAGGACCCACAUCAGUCAGAUGGAGGCCUUUGGAACGAGCAUUUCAGAGUUAUCGGAAACCACCGAAGCGCAACUAAAGAAACUCCACAGCGAGUUCACAUUCAGCUUGGAGAAAAUCGAAAGUCGCGAGAAGCAUUUGAACAACGAACUUCAGCCGUUGAUUCAACAGUUCAAGGAGCUCUCCAUCGAACUGUCCACCAUUCAGUAUGCCCAAAACCAAGUGCAGGCGGACACCGAGAAGCAGAUGGCACAGCUCAGCGAGGUCCUCAUGGAGCAGGAGCUCAAAAAGGAGGAGAUGGAGCGACGUGGUCAGGUCAUGUCCGAUGGCAGUUCGGUGCAGCAGAUCAGGAAAUCGAUCGCCAAGCUGAAGGAGGACAUUGCGCAACUGAAUCUGGAGGUGGCCCUGCUGGUGCAUGCCCACGAUCAGGAUAUUGUGGUGCGGCAGUUGCACCAAACCACCGACCUGGCAAACAACCCAUAGAUAAGGAACUACUUAGCAUACUAUCUUAUUGUAUAUAUCCCUGCCGGGGGAUGUCCCAGCCCGAUCUUUUCACACCUCGCAAAUGGGUGUGCGGCUGCUCUCGUUUACACUCGUUCUCAAAGAGAUAACUGCACUGAAAAAAAAUAAUAAACAAGAAAUAUAAAACUAUUAAAGAUGAGCUUCUUUUUAAGACGGUUUCCCCUUAAGGUUA
Messenger RNA from Drosophila rhopaloa, 1657 nucleotides. RefSeq names its product intraflagellar transport protein 57 homolog (gene IFT57). The coding region runs from base 235 to 1446 and encodes 403 amino acids. Lineage: Eukaryota; Metazoa; Arthropoda; Insecta; Diptera; Drosophilidae. The transcript is spliced from 3 exons. Gene Ontology annotation, cellular component: centrosome; cilium; intraciliary transport particle B. The record is from RefSeq and is a predicted model, not a curated record. Gene Ontology annotation, biological process: intraciliary transport; non-motile cilium assembly.